This is a messenger RNA of Haliotis rufescens (red abalone), 1160 nucleotides long. RefSeq names its product dynein light chain Tctex-type 5-like. Gene Ontology annotation, biological process: microtubule-based movement. The record is from RefSeq and is a predicted model, not a curated record. The transcript has 2 exons. Gene Ontology annotation, molecular function: dynein intermediate chain binding. Gene Ontology annotation, cellular component: cytoplasm; cytoplasmic dynein complex. NCBI's taxonomy places the organism in Eukaryota, Metazoa, Mollusca, Gastropoda, Lepetellida, Haliotidae. Bases 204 to 845 code for a protein of 213 amino acids.
CCCAACAGUCGGGAAAUAUUAUAAAUGUCUUCAUAAGAGCCGGGCAACUACCCCACAGUCGAGUUCCACCUGAGAUUGUGUUACCAAGGACGCAUUACUUCUCAAAACAAUCAAAAAACAAACUGGUGAAAUCAAACGCUACCAUUGUUUACCGCCGUGUUGAUAGUUAGUAGAUUGGUUCGCUUGGAGAGGAGCGACACACGAUGAGCGAGGUCAAGGCCGAACAUCGCAGCCAUCAUGGCAAAUCAGACAAGGACCACCAUCACCCCAAAGACCACCACUCUAUGGACCACCAUUCCAAGGACAAACACCCGACCCUCCGGGGUGCUACAAUCAACCCGGUUCAGACAGGCAUGACGGGGGGCAGGCCUAGGGCGGGGACGUUCGGCCGCAAGGACACCGCCCACUCCAUCGCCAGCAACCGAGAUAAACAUCUGAGGGACCACGACCGCCACAGCGUGGUCACUGACGACCACCACCACGCCAUGAUCAUGUACGAGAACACCUACAAGAUGGACCCGGACAUACGGUUCAAGGAGGGAGAAGUGAAGCAGAUCAUCAAGGCAGUUCUCAAGGACCACAUCACUGAGAACGUAUACGAGUGUGGUGCCAUGAAGACCAAGAGUCUGAUGCUGAGCAACAAGAUCCUGGAACAGGUGAAGAAGCUGGAGAUGAAGAGAUUUAAGUUCGUCUGUUUUGUGAUGAUCGGAGAGAAAGGUGCACAGAGUAUGCAGUUCUCGUCUCGGUGUCUGUGGGACCAAAGAUAUGACAAUUAUACCACGGUGCACGUCACCCAGGGCAACAUCCAUGCCACAGGGAUAGUAUAUGCUGUCUAUGCUGAAUAACCACGCUGGUUCAUAGAGUUCGUUAGAGACAUUAGAUCCCAAAGAUGUUGUUACAUUUUGGAAUAUUUUUUUAUUUAAAACACGUUAAAUAACUCUUGUUAUAGCGUCUUUGAAAUCGAUAUUCUUUUCUGUUUGAUGUAUGGCUAUGUGAAGAACAAUAGCGGUCAACCGUCAGGUGCUAUAGGACAUUAUAAGAUCACCAUCCACACAAUGAAAUCAUAUUUGACUAGAUUCUAGUCUACUCUCUACAGAUCUGGUUCCAGAAUGAAUUGCUACAUUAAAGAACUCACAAGCAGAAUAAAGUAUUUGUUACCA